AUGCGCUCUUCACUCCUCCUCUCAGCAGCCGCCCUUUGCGGUCUUUCCCUCGCCCAUUUCGAAGUUAAGUACCCCGACACAAUCGGCUUCAAAGACGAGGACGAGGACAAGUCCCCCUGCGGUGGCUUCACCCCCGAUCUCUCCAAGAACAAGCUUGUCGAUUUCCACGUUGGUGGUGAAGCUAUUGCUCUUCGUUCUACACAUCAACAAGGCAACUGGCUCUUCCGUGUUACUACCGACGAAGAAGCCUCUGGAGGCUGGGAACAGGUCUUCCCUAUUGUUCAACAGAGUGGUCUCGGCGAUUUCUGUCAACCACAAGUCACAAUCCCCGAGAAAUAUGUCGGCAAGAAGGGUUGGGUGAAUGUCGUGUCUUCAGCUGUCGAUGGUCUUCUCUACCAGUGCAUCGCUGCCAAUUUCGUCAAGGGCAAGGCCGAUGCGCCAAGCGACUGCAAGAACGCAUCUUCCGUCAAAGCAUACUUCACCGAUGACGGCAAACUCUCUGCUCUUGUAAGCGGAGGAUCAAAAUCUGAAGAGUCCGGUUCAACUGGCACAGCUUCCGAUACCGGCUCGGCGGCCUCUGCCACAGAAAGUCAAGAUUCGGGUGCGGCGCCAUAUGCUAAUGGUGUUGGCAUGAUAACCAUGUUGUCCAUGGCAGUUGUUGGAGGCGCUUUGUUUAUUUAG
This is a messenger RNA of Fusarium coffeatum, 681 nucleotides long. RefSeq lists its product as uncharacterized. The record is from RefSeq and is a predicted model, not a curated record. The transcript is spliced from 2 exons. Lineage: Eukaryota; Fungi; Ascomycota; Sordariomycetes; Hypocreales; Nectriaceae. The coding region runs from base 1 to 681 and encodes 226 amino acids.